Caenorhabditis sp. 36 PRJEB53466 is the source of this 5471-nucleotide messenger RNA. The record is from the annotation of a GenBank genome assembly. Lineage: Eukaryota; Metazoa; Nematoda; Chromadorea; Rhabditida; Rhabditidae.
AUGAAAGGCGUCUACAAGGCUGUCUGGUUGCGGAAAUAUAAAUGUUUGGAGCAUUUCCCUUUUUCACUCUUGUCGGCGAGUUGGCACUUUUUCAAAUUUUUCAAACUUUUUUAAACUUUUGAACUCUUUAUUGCGUUCUAAAUUUUCAGGAAUCCUCAGACGAUAAAUAUUCUGCAUUCACCGAAGACCAACACUGUUUCAAGUUGGUGGUUCGUCUGGAAUGUUCUCGGGAAGCUUCAAUUUUCCUUAAAAAUCAAUACGAAUCAUUGUGGUCCGUUGUCGCCCGGGAUCCUGGUCACUGUGCUUUGUUUCAUGAGUUCCGAGCUUUGGAGUGUGAAGUACUCUCGGAUUUUCUUCUAUAUACAUUCAUCGAAAAAGUUCCCAACGUUCAGGAUCAAUUGAAAUGGUGCCAGAGAAUCGAAGUAAGUAUUUAAGAAAUUGAAGCAAAUUGUUUUAAAAGACUAGAGAAUCGCUAACCUUACGUUUUGCAAUAAGCAACUAACAUCGACGGAAUCUCGUCUUUCUUUUUGAGGGCGCGGGACGCUCAGCACCAAAUCUUUUUGAAAGAGAUUCUCCAGCUUCAGGGUGCUCGACGCCACGAAGCUGGUGAUCACAUUCGUAAAACAAACAAUCGAAGAGCAGCCAGAAGCUGUUUUAAAAUAGGCUUAGGUUGCCAAACAAAUGAUGGAGAGAUAAUUAAAUUUCAAAUGUUUAUCCAUACAACUUGUUUUCAGUUCUGCAAAGUGUCCAACCCAUGUCAAUUCUCCGAAUCGGAACGUCAAAAAUCUUCUGCCACGUGUCAAUUACUGAAAUUCGAGCAAAGCCCACUCGUCGAAUGUUUCAAACGUGUCAAAGUUCUGAAGAAGUACAAUGGUCUCGCCGGCCGGGACUUUUUCGAUACGUUAAGAGAUGCCACGUGCCACCGGAUUUCUCACCUACAAUAUUGUGUCGUCGACGUUUUGAAGAAGGAGUGUGGCCGUGCGGUGGCCGAGAAUUAUUUGGAAAACCAAUCGAUUCUUCGGGUCAUUUAUAAAUGUGCUUGAUAUGACUAAAAAGUAGGAUUGUUGAUUACAAAGUCACGUCAAAAAAUUUGUUGAAAUUCGUGUAGACACUGACUUUUUCAGCUUUAUACACCUGAAAAAUGUGCUACAGCUUUGCAACAUUAAUUUUUCGAUAAUUGCUUACUCUUCUGGCAAAAACUCCUCUCGUAACCGGGUGCUACUGACCAACAGGGACCACGGAGAACUGAUGCACAUUAGUUCGGUCGUGAAAAACCUGAAAAGCAUUUUGUUGAAUUCAGGUGUAAGCAUGUUUUGCUCUACCAUAAAUCCGUGCCAAUAUUGACAAUUUGUGCGUCGGUUGCAAAGUAGAGAACGGUAGUUUUGACGAAAUUCGGAAUGAAUAGUAUAAAUGAGAAAAAUGCGCACUUUAAAAUAAUGAAAUCAGCGGGCGGAGUCGUGCUUGAGGAGCUUCUGGAAGUGAAGUACGGCGUCGGGUUCUGAAAUAAAAAGUCAAGUUUUCUCCAAAAUUUCCACUAGGUUUUACGCUUUUGCGUUUUCGAAACUUCAUUCACAUCAUUGCGCACUUACAGAAGCGUGAAGACGUUCCACAAUGUGCACAAAAGUGACUAUGUAAAAGACGGAGCUUAUCAGAAAACUGAAAGUGGAUAAUAUAAAGUCUUGAAGAGCGUCUAUCUGCAAAUGUAAUUCUCGGACGCAUUUGCAACAAAUGUCUACCUUCAUAAAUUCAGGAUUUGCUCUCAUCAACAAAAGUCCUCCGGCUGAGGCGUCGACAAAUGAGAAGUUAUGAUUUCCAGCGUAAAAUAAGGGAAUUAGUGCUGUCGCGGGUGUGAACCACUCGAUGAAAUAGACUAUCGAAAUUAUGGAAGGGCUCCAGAUCUGAACAAAACAUUGCUACUCUAGUCAAAUUAAUCAAUUCGUUUCGAUCUUUUUUGGAUUGGUUCUCUUUGGAUGGAUCUUGAUUCCAGGUUUUAUAUCAACUAAAAGCUGCUCGGGCCAACCAUUACAACAUGCAAUCAGAAUGGUCCUUAUGCCGCGUCCAAAGUCUCGGAAAAAGCGGAAAAGCCGCAGGUUUUUCUGUCCAAAGUCGGCCGAAAUUUGCGUGAAUUUGUUAAUUUCUUGAGGAUAUUUGAAAAUAUUCAAAUUUUUUGCGCAAAUUUUCAAAAAAUACCGUAGUUUUAGGAGUACGGUUACAUUCGUUGAGCUGUGCGCACCCCCGUUUUUCACGCAAAUUUCGGCCGACUUUGGACAGAAAAACCUGCGGUUUUUCCGGUUUUUCCGAGACUUUGGACGCGGCAUUAACAAGACAGUCUGCAUAACAAUCAAGUCAGUACAAAACUCGUUAGCCAUCCUCUUUCUGGAUUUUUGAACCACUUGCAACGCGCCUCUAGUUUUAUCAAAACCAAGAAAAAUCCGACGAGAAAAAAUGCAAAAAUUCACGAAAAACCCAUAUACACAAACCUGAUUUUUGCAGUGAAAAAGUACAGUACACCUGUUCACGGCAACCACGAUGUAGCCCAGAAACAUGGCGUUUUUUGUGAGAGUUUGAAAAAAGUAUGCAAAUUGUGGAAGCCAAUUAUCGAUUGAGACUUGGAAUAAAUUGUGGAUACGGAAUUUGCGUGGGCGGGCAAUGAGCUCGACGUACAAGAACAUUAUUAUAUCGGUUAGCGCCUGAAAUGUCUUUUGUGUUUCUAUUUUUCCCAUAAAAACUUACAUGAAAACGAAUAAUAUCGAAAAAAGAUGAUCGAAAUUCUUUUUGACGUCUAAUAUAGAUAAUGUACAGUAAUCUGAUGUAGACGAGAAUUGAAAUCCAACAAAUUGAAGCGAAUAUUAUGUGGCUGAGAGGUACUAGAGAAAAGUCAAUGACCAGCAUUUUCAGAAUGAGCACAUUUCAACACCGAAAUGAGUCUGGAGGCUAGAAGACAGGUGAUUUUUCUUACUCUAAUUUCUUUUCCAACAACAUUUUGGUUUUCUAUUAGCGGUUAAUCAUUAGUCGACCGACAUCACAAAGAUGAAGGAAAAGAAAUGAAGGAAGAGAAAAAAGAGAGACCUCUUUUUACAGCGCAGGUCAUCGCAAUGCCACGUCGUUCUCCCUUCUUCCUAUCGUCUUAUUCCCCGUUCGCUUGUUGUCUCGUCAGAGUCAUAAGAGCUUUCUCUUCGCGAUUCUUCUGAGCAUUCUCUUGUUUUCCGUCGGAAUCCAGGCCCAUGCUCUUCCUGCACACUUCCGCCUCUAACUUUCUGUCGCUCUGAGCAUGCCCUACAUUCCAUAUUUCAAACCUUCCUUAUGAAGUUCCAUAAGGGUGCAAUGUCAGCCUGGAGUUUGGCGCUCAAGCCAGUCUGAUCCUUGUUGGGCCUGGCUUCAUUUUGGCCAAAAAUCUGAUAUCAGGUUCUAGCGAAUCGAGAGGCUUGAACGAAUCGGACUUGAAAAUGUUCAAAAAACUUAUUUCAAACAAGAUUUGACUCAUUUGAGAUCAUCGGAGUCCCCCGGCUCCACUCCCGAGCUCCACACAGAACAUGAGGCUAAACCUCUUUCUCUGUACUUUUAGCUCAAUUGAGCUAAAUGUUCAAAAAAUUGAUUCGAAAUGUUCUCAAUUCGUUCACAUGGCGAGUCAGAAAAGUACAAAAAAACAAUUUUGCUCGAAAAACAAAAAAAUCGCAUCCAGGCAUCUCUCCGCGGGUUCAAUCCCAUUCAUUCUUUUUGCGUUCGCAUAAAAAAUCUUAUUUCUCUUUUCUUCGCCGUUUUCCAAUUAUUUUUCCACUCGCACACAAGAAAAAGAGAGAAGAAUAAUUAAUGAGAAGGGAACUCUUUCUGUGCUCAUUCACUUCUUUUUGACUCGAUAUUUCGGUUUUAAUGUGGAAAAGUUCGUGAAGCGACAAUUUUUUCCUGGGUUUGAACGAUGAAAUUCAAGGAUCCUGAAAAUUGUGUCCUCGAAUAGCCUGUGUUGCGGACGAGGAGAGUAUAUAACCCUCUCCACCGCAACUUCUUCCAUAUUUCUCGCCUUAACGCCCAGCAAUUACUCUCAACCGCAGUUUUCAGAUAUUCUCGUUUGAACUCCCGCUCCCUCGCCAUUUAGGAGCGUCUUGUGCGUACACUCGACCACACACUCGCGCCUCCGCCCUAUUUAGGAGCGUCAACGACUACGGUUGUGCGUCGAGCGAUGGGCCUAAACUGCUCGCCGAUUAUUGCAUCACUUUUCGCGUUUACUGUCACUUUUUGCCGUUACCCCUUCCUUUUUAUGAACGACUUCGUGUCGCAGUCGAACCAGAGAUACGGAAUAACCCGACGCUCUGUCCGACAGACUUUAUUGACCUUUUGAUAAUAAUUCCAACACUAAAUAAACGAUUUUAUUAUCUCUCCGCCUUCGCUUCGCACUUUUUCCACUCUCCGUUCGCGACAAAAUUGGUGCGCCGGCCGGGUAAAUAUCCUGUGAAAAAACGAAAGAACUUUCAGACGGAAUUGAACGAGACAGAGGACGUCGAGAAACAAGACAGACAGCGGCUGAUUCCAACGACGACAGAAUGGAAGCAAAUGGAAGAAAAAUUCACUCAAAAGAAAGACGAAGAAAGGACGAAACAAUGGCUGGCGCGAACACAAGAAGUAAAUCCUCAAAGACUCGCCAUUCGGAGAGAUCCGGAGUAUAGGGAGGUAGAACGAAGACUAAUACCGACAACAACGCCGCCAUCGCCAUAUCAAUCCGCCGAACUAAAGAUCGCCGCGUUAUUGGCCAACGAAGAACUCGCCAACAGAACGAUCUGGGCAAUAAGACUCUGGAGAACCGAAAAGCAGUACCACUCUUGGAGGUGCCAGGUAUGCCGACUGAAGAUUAAGCUGGAGGGAAUGGAGACUAUCCAGCUAGUCUGGCAUGCGACUCACGAGUGCUUCAUCGAUAAAUAUCACCUUCGGCCGAUAUUCAUCUAUCGGAUGACAGGAGGAGCAGUAUGCUGGACGUGUUUGGGAGAUAAUACGCACCCACAACACCAAAGAUAUGGAUGCCGAAACCAAGGACUGGCAAAAUACCAUUGGUGCUCGGCACUCCAAGCUGAAAACCACUGGCACAUCUCAGCGACGGGAUGGUGCGAGCGAAACACGUCAGAUUUUCCGGAAAAACUGAAAGCAGACCCAAAACGACAACAAGCAGCCGUCUGGAAAGUACGGACGUUCGAAAAUCAAUGGUCCGUCCAAGACGAACAAAAGAGACCGGACCAGGAGGUUGAGCACGAAGUGGAUCGCUGGUUGAGAGCUUGCAGCGAACGACAACAUCGAAAAAAAUCAACAAACGAGGUAAACUAGAAACAAAAAACAAUACCCCAAAAGACAAUAAUCAAACAGCUACGUGAAAAAAUGUAUUUUUUCAGCGUCAACAACAAACCAUCGACAUCAGAGCAGCGCAGAUCGAGAUCGUCGACAAGAAAGAAAAGAACACAGAAGAAUCAAAAAACAAAGAAUUGUAG